UUUCCUCUCCCUCUCUCUCCUCUCUCUCUCUCUCUCCUCUCACACACACACUCUCUCUCUCUCUCAUAAAUAAUCUCCAUUAAGAAUCCAUCCCCCCCCACUGUUUUGGACGUGAAUUUGAGCAAACAUCACAGCGUUUCUCCAACCCAGAAAUCCAUCACUUCUUCCUUUCUGCCAUACACCCCAUACCCUCUCACACAACUGCCUUACACCCACUAAUUUCCCCUCCCCUUAAACCCUAAUUCCGGCGCGUAUAAAUGGAAGCCCUAAAUCCCCCAAUCCCUCCACCAUUCCAUGCACAUGCAUCCCAAUUAACACCAUCAUGUCCCAAUCCUCCGCCCCCGCCGCCGCCAAUUCCCCUCCCUCCGGCCGCCACCCCGUCUACCGCGGCGUCCGGAGACGAAAGAGCAGCGGCAAGUGGGUCUCCGAGAUCCGUGAGCCGCGGACCCCGAACCGCAUCUGGCUCGGCACCUUCCCCACCCCUGAGAUGGCGGCCGCCGCCUACGACGUGGCCGCCCUCGCCCUCAAGGGAAGGGAGGCCGAGCUCAAUUUCCCGGACACGGCCGGGACUCUCCCUGUCCCGGCCUCCACUUCCCCCCGGGACAUCCAGGCCGCGGCAGCCUCUGCAGCCGCCGCGGCUGGGGCCGCUCGCGACGCUGCUGAGGCGGCAGCAGCGGCGCGGGCAGCCCCAGAUUUCCCUGAGGGGAAUGGGGAGUUUGUGGAUGAGGAUUUGAUCUUUGAUAUGCCUAAUGUUUUGGUGAACAUGGCUCAAGGAAUGAUGAUCAGCCCUCCUCGGAUUGGAUCCACCGCCGCCGCCGCCACCGCCGCCGCUGACGAAGAUGAGUAUUUUGGGGAGGAUCAGAAUCUGUGGAAUUAUCGGUGAUGGAAGAGAAGAUUCCGAGACUACUGAAUAAGUUAUUACUACAUGUGUAAGUGAGAAUUAUGUAAAAUAUAAUUAUAUUGUGUGUGUGUAGAAAUGCAAUUGAAAUGCAGGAUGAAAGAGUGUGUUUCACGUUCUUAGUUUUGUGUUGCUUGCAAAGGAAUUUUCUACCCUAAAUUUCCACUUUUGUAGAAGGCUUUGUUCAUAAAUUCUGUUUUUUUACA
Salvia splendens (bonfire salvia) is the source of this 1104-nucleotide messenger RNA. RefSeq names its product ethylene-responsive transcription factor ERF024. Gene Ontology annotation, molecular function: DNA binding; DNA-binding transcription factor activity. The record is from RefSeq and is a predicted model, not a curated record. The coding region runs from base 323 to 883 and encodes 186 amino acids. The transcript has a single exon. Gene Ontology annotation, biological process: regulation of DNA-templated transcription. Lineage: Eukaryota; Viridiplantae; Streptophyta; Magnoliopsida; Lamiales; Lamiaceae.